AUGCCCCCCUACAGGAGAAAGCCCGCCCGCAUGUCGCUGGCGGCUGCCUUGGAGGAGGAGCGCCUGGAGCUGGCCGGCGAGCUCGAAGCUCGCACCGCAGCUUCCCGCCGGAAUCAUAGCGCGACCACCACCCGGAGUCUGCUGGACAUCGCUCCGUCGCCCGAGUCGCCCGAGGCCCUGCCGCCCCGACAUGGGUCCAUCGCCGGCAUUGGAGUUGGCGUGACUCCCCCGUCCAACCGUCGCAGUUGGCAUGACCCUGUUCCGGCCGCCCCGUCUUUGCGCGUGAAUACUGCGGUGGCGCCUCCUCCUGCUCCUGCGACGGCUGCCUCUCAACCUACCUCCACCUCGCCCGACAAAGAAUUCGGUCCAUCUGCCGCUGCCACCACCACCCGCAGAUUUAGCGACAACACCGCUCUUGAGAAGAAAAAGCUCUCGGACGCCACGGCCGAUCAUCCCCAUAACAAAACUUCCAACAGCGCCGCCACCAGCCCUGUCGCCAGCAAACCCAAGCCGAGCAUUCGCUGGGAUGAUUCCGUCGUCAUGUCCCCCAGCACCACCACCUACAGCUUAAACCGGCGCGCCAACAGAUCGUCCGACAAAUCAUCCAAUAAACCGCCCCAGAAAAAUGCCAUGGCUGCGGUGAUGUCAGGCCUGGAUUUGAAAGUCGGCUUGCCGAGUUUCACCAGAGGAAGAGAUUCGAGUCGCAACAAUACCGCUCGGGGAACCUCGCUGGAUUCGCGGCUCUCCUCUUCCCGACUGGGACGCUCGAGUUCGCCGCGGAAUCGAUGGCUCGGCUCGAGCUCUCGCAAUUCAAGUUCAAAUCCGGGGAAGCCGGCGCCCGAGAAACCCAAGCCGGUGGAAAUCGAGACCGUCGACAAGCCGCAAGCCACGCCCACGCCUGUUCCUGCGCCGGCGCCUGGUCAUCGUCGCGAGACGUCCGAUCCCGACAGGAAACCGUCUACAUCCGGGGAUGAACGCCUGGAGAAGGAUAUGUAUGACAGUGAGAACAAUCCGAUCGAAACGAGCGACGAAGAAGCAGACGACUCCUCGUCCAGUGACGAUGAUGAUUCUACCGCCGAGCGCGGACGGAAAGCAACGGUCGACAUCAUCCUUCCGGCUAGGGAUAAUUCAACGGGGAGUGCAAAGACAGGCCCGCCGCCACUACCUGUCGGAGAGAAAGAGAAUGCCGAGGAGAAAUCCGACUAUUCACACUCUUCCAAACAAGGACCAAUUCCCAAGAAGCCCGAUGUCCAUCCUCGGACCAGCUUUGACUCGGCCGCUUCCAUGCCAAAUACGCCGUUCGGCUCCGAUGAUGAAGCCGAGCUAUGUGACAUUAAACGAGCUCAACAACUGGGCAUCCAACUGUCCGCGAUCGACAGCUCCGUCCAAAAUCGGUCGAUUCGAACUAUCAUUCGCGGGGACUACGCUCAGCAGUCGGGCGAACUGGAAGGUGGUCGUCGCCGGCAGCGCAAGUAUUUGGUUGCAACCGAUCUGAGCGAAGAGUCGGUAUAUGCUCUGGAAUGGACCAUUGGCACCAUUCUUCGCGAUGGCGACACUAUGUUUGCCGUCUGCGCGAUCCACGACGAGACUGCCGCAUCCAAUACACUGCAGGUCGGUGACAACGCAAAAGCAAUGCAGGAUGCCGCAGCCGUGAUUGGCUCCCAGACAGAAGAGACGGCGCAAAAUCCAUACAAUGAUUCGUCGACCAACUUGUCUCGUGCGAUACUAGGCCGACUGGGAACGGACAGCAAACCCAGCUCGGUGGAUGGUCGGGGAAUGUCGAAAAUCGAAUCUGAACGGGUCCAUUCUGUGGAGGUCAUCUCUCAGACGUGCGUUCGUCUAUUGCGGAAGACGCUGCUGCAGGUUCGGGUCGCCGUUGAGGCAAUCCAUUGCAAGAGUCCAAAACACAUGAUUACGGAGGCUAUUGAUGGGCUCGAUCCGACACUGGUGAUUGUCGGCGCCAGAGGCCGAAGUGCUCUGAAGGGUGUUCUCCUUGGAUCCUUCUCCAACUACUUAGUGAUGCAUUCGUCGGUUCCCGUUAUGGUGGCACGGAAGAAGCUCAAGAAGCAUUCGAAGAACAAGAAGGCCACCAGUAUUCGUCUGUCCAACAAUCUCUCCACUCCUAAAAAGCUGGCGUUUGCGAAGGUGGACUAG
Aspergillus melleus is the source of this 2154-nucleotide messenger RNA. RefSeq names its product universal stress protein family domain protein. The record is from RefSeq and is a predicted model, not a curated record. The transcript has 4 exons. Lineage: Eukaryota; Fungi; Ascomycota; Eurotiomycetes; Eurotiales; Aspergillaceae. Bases 1 to 2154 code for a protein of 717 amino acids.